This is a messenger RNA of Mugil cephalus (flathead mullet), 10195 nucleotides long. Its product is annotated as F-box only protein 33. The transcript has 6 exons. NCBI's taxonomy places the organism in Eukaryota, Metazoa, Chordata, Actinopteri, Mugiliformes, Mugilidae. Gene Ontology annotation, molecular function: protein binding. The record is from RefSeq and is a predicted model, not a curated record. Bases 132 to 1619 code for a protein of 495 amino acids. Gene Ontology annotation, cellular component: SCF ubiquitin ligase complex. Gene Ontology annotation, biological process: positive regulation of protein ubiquitination; SCF-dependent proteasomal ubiquitin-dependent protein catabolic process.
GAAAAACGGUUUGUUUUUACCGAGAGCAGGAAGCGUCGCUGAUGUUCACCUCUACUGCACCUCUAAAACAACGGUUGCAACAUUUCUUUUAUAGCUGGUUGGCUUUAGGGCAGUUGUUAUCUUAGCUCGCCAUGGCUCUGUGUGGGGGCGUCGGAGCCAUGGCUUUGCCCAGCGAGCUUAUCGUGCACAUAUUCUCCUUUCUAUCCGACCGAGACAAGCUCCGGGCCUCGGCCGUGUGCUCACGGUGGAGGGAGUGUCUCUUCUACCCCGCACUGUGGACCGAGCUCAAACUGCGGAUAGGAGGCGGAUGUAACGGCGGCGGCUCCAGCUCCGACGAGACCCCGAGGCUGGAGUUCCUCAUGCGAAAGUUUGGUUCUUUCGUGCGGGAGCUGCAGCUGGACCUCGCGCCGGUGGAAGGUAAUCUUAGUCACCUGAACAGCGACCCGUCGUCCAACAGGACGGACCAGCCUCCCGAUCCCAACAGCGACCCGCGACUCUCGGAGCGAUGGAGAGACGCCAUGGCUACCUACUUGGACCAGGUGUUGUGCGUGUUCACUGGCAUCCGAAACAACAGGAACCUGCAGAAGCUCAGUCUGUAUGGAGACACAUUCAUUCUCCAGCAAGAGGGCCUAUUGGACAGCUCAAACCUGCACCAGAUACACCAGGGGGACAAAAAGAUCAAUGAAAUCCAGCAGUUGUUCAUGGAGUUGUUGUCCAACAGCAGGCAGCUGAGGUGGUUGUCCUGUAGCUUCAUGUUGGGUCUGGUGACUCCCUGUUCAUUAGCCUGCUUGUCAAACCCUUCAGCUGAGACUCUGCAGCACCUGAGUUUACUUGACCACCAGUUAGGUCCAAUCAUCUCACCAUCAGAGUUGGAUCGUCUUUCUAACCUUCGUUCUCUGGCUUUGGAUUUCUCUGACUUCACGUCUGAGCUUUGCGGUUUGCUGGCAUCUCCACGCAGAACUCCACUGCACCGUCUUUCCCUGCUGCUCAGCGGUGCCGCCCUGGAGUUCAAGCCAUUAGAAGGAACAGCUACAGAAGACGAUUGGAAGGCACUGGUUCGUGUGAGUGCCAACCUGCGAGUGUACAUCAUGGCCCUGGAGGUCGACAGCUCUGAGCUCCUCAGAAUCCUAAAGCCAAGCCUUCCCCUGGAGCGCCUUCACCUCGACAGUUACAGCACACUGGUGACCGACGCCACUCUGGAACUCAUCUCUCAGCAGUACAACAAAACGCUGACUCACUUUCUUCUCCUGAGGGAUGGCACCAACUUCCCUGACCUCAGCAUCAAUCGCAAUGAAGACCCUUUGGUUCUCUUGGCAUGGAGAUGCACUCAGCUGGCUGUACUUGUGAUACAUGGUUACACUAUAUGGUCUCAUAACCUGGUGGCCAUCUCUCGACUGCGAGGCUCCAGUCUUCGUGUCCUGACUGUCUCAGAAGAGAGCAUCGACUUCGACCCGGACCAGUCCGUGUAUGUGGAGGGCGACCCAGUCCACAACCUGGUCAAGGAGGUUUCGCUGGGCCUAGGCCGCGUCUGGCACCCAUGCCUGGAUUCCAGCCUGGUUUUGGCCGAACCGACCCAGCAAUUCCAUCGCGAGCUGCACGCCUUCAGCAUGGGCAUGUAGACAAAGGUUGUUAAACCCAACACGUCACAGCCUAAACGGUGUCAAGACCAGGCCAGACCAACAAAGUCAAGGUCAGCUGAACCCGAGCCAAAAGCAGACAGAAAUGACAAAUCUAACGCGGAUCUUAAAACAAUCUAUAAAUUGCAUACAUGUGACCUGAUGUGAGCGGAUUGUUUUUAUUUUAAUUUUUAUAUUGUGUUUCUCUCACAGGGGUUUUAGCACACAAUCAAGUCCUACCACUUUCCAGUAGAUCCCCUGUUUUCUUGCUUUACCUUUUCGUUCUAUUUAGUUUCUUAGAAAAACAGACGCAGCUUUUGAUGUUUUAAAUACAUUUUGCAGUUAAAGGUCUUCUAUUAAAACUGACCAUUGUAUUUAAACUAUAUUAUUCAUUCAGUUUGAAGGAAUGUCACUCUGACCUGACUACAGGGAAGACUUCACAGAUUUUAAUUUGUCUGCUGAAAUUGGUCGUCUUUCUGCUUCAAGCGCCCACUUAGCCCAGUCUGGUCUGGUCUUGCCCACAAGUAUUCAGAGCUCUCUCCUUCACCUUAAUAACCUCCAGAGCCUCUGUAUUGUGUAACUUUGAUUCGUUUCUUGUGUUUCUUUCUUUUUUUUUUUUUUUGAUUGUUUUCCAUCCCUCCUUGCUCGGUGUAUAAUCUUGUUUUUCCUGCGUGGUGGUUCCCUUGUCCGUAUAGGCUUUGUGUGUAUUUAAAUACAGAUAUAUUAUUAUCCUGCUCACAGCUAGAACAGGAAAGACAGGCAGGUUGAGUGAAGACCCAUAGGGCUUUGAAUGGGGACGUGUGUUCAGACACAAGCUGUUAGCUUUAGUAAAGUAUUUUUCUUUGGAGCUCCACUCCAGCAACUCCACUCCCACUGGACGGUGUAAACUAACCAAUCAAAGACUUCCUAGGUAAUACAAACAUAGCUGCUUCUUUUGUUGCUCUGAAUGAGUACCUUGUGCACUCGUCCACUAGGUUGAGAGUGUUACCAGCAGGGUGGGAACCUCCACUGUAUAAUGGCUGACUUUGGCUUCUAAUGCAGUUUUCAGCAACAGCCUUGUCGGCUCCAUGACUCAGGUCAUUGUUAGGAGAGUUGCAUUUCAAACCCUAUGUGUUUUUUUUAAUUUUUUUAAGUGAGGGUUUCGACCAGUUACCGAUGGUGUUAUGGAGAAUAUUGUUACAUGAUUGCCGCCAAGCCACUUCCCACCCUGCUCACUUGUUGACUUCUUGGGAAACCUCACCAGUCUAAAUGGGAAGCCUCAUUUAGCAACAGUCAGAGCCAAACUAUCUCACAAUCUGCCCACAACAAUACAAUAUACCACUGAUCUAUAGUGAGCUGGUAGUAAAUCAUUGCAUUUUUCUAUAUUCAGGAUGAAUGUAUCUGCCUUUCCAGUUAGCAUGGCUGGUUCCAGAGCCCUUUAAGUUGUCACCUCUGUCAUUUGGUGUACCACUGAUUCAGAUGCGGAAGAAUCAAAGUGAACCAUGACACAGAGUCAAAGAAAAGAACGGGAACGUGCACCAUGAUAUGAAGGGCUCUGAGAUCAAAGACCUCUUCAAAUAGUUUUGCAUUAUUAAGAGAAAAGGGGGCCGUGUUCCAUAAUGCCAUAUUUGUGUGGGUUUUGCGAGGCUCUGUAACUGCUUCCAGAUCCUCGGUGAUGCCAUGCUAAAAUGGCUUCGUGCAGAGAAUUCCAAACCCAGGUAUUGCAGUCAUGGUCCACAGCACUGUAGUUUGGAACCUGUUUUUUUUUUUUUUCAGUGGCAUUUUUUGUAUUUUGGAGUGGAACAUUUCAUGACUAAGAAACCGAUGCACUGCAUGUAAUUUAACUUCUUAUUCUGUUGGCCAGUCGCUUAGCUUUUUCGUUCUAUAUUGAAUUCUUCUAGUAUAGCUGUAUUUGGCGCAGACAUUUCCCAGGGCUGCCUAAUAGCCCAGUUUGGGACAUUGUGCGUUCCACAGACAGCCGCGACAGCUUUUUAGUUUUGAGACUGAAACGUCACCUACAACACAACAAGGAUUCGGGGUCAUGUUGCUCAUGUCUGUGGCGAAAAGCGCUUCGCUGUCAGUCUCAGGUAGGCUUUAACAUCACUAUGACGAGGAGAGUGGUGUCAAUGUUGCGUAGGAUGUGAGAAACAAUCAGCUAAUGUGAGAAAAAGUAUUUUUCGUUUGUUUUGUGUUAUUUUAUGUCCUCUUGAGUCACAGUUGCCUUGGAAACAGCCCCCUUUUUUUCUGGAUACAGUUGCUGUCGUUGUUUAUGAUGUUGUUUAUCUUGCCAUCUGAUAAACCCUCGCUCCGCCUUGGUUGGAGGGUCAGCAAACCUAAUCAUACAUUUGUUUUCAAAGAUUAAGGUUGGUAAAGACUAAAGAAUGGCAAAACCAAGCUGCUCAUUGCACGUGUUUUCUACCUCCAGUAGAAAGACGUUGUUGGGGAUGGAGAGUGGCUGUGGAUUGGAGGCAAAUCUGUGCCAUCAAUAGAGGGCCUGCUGGGCCUAAUUAAUGUCUGAAGCGGUCGGUUUUCUGGGAUGAAAUGAUUCCUCCCUGGCACAGUGGAUCUUGUCUGGCUGAGCUUGUCCUUAGUAUUCAUUCACCAAGGCAUGACUUUGAUUAAAUUCCUGAGGGAGUGCCUUUAUUCAAAUAAAUGAAUGCUUCCCAUGCUCUGUGGAAGUGCAGCCAUGUUUGUGGCACCGGCCAGCCAGCGUAGACCCGAUCGCUUUUGCUCCAGACAGAUAUGAUUAGUCAAGAACUGGGGUCCAGGAUGGCAACGUGUGAUUCUCCAGUGUUGUGACUGCUCGAUGGUUAUAUGCGGUGACAGCUGCACCUGUGUCUGACGGCUGACUUGGGAUUUUACCAGGAAAACACAAGUUGAUUUGAGAUUUGUUAGCUGAUUUUCCUGAGUAUGCGGGCUACUGUCAGAAAAGUUACCCUCCCUCCCCCCAAGUGGCAUCAGCGCAGACAUAGUUGUAUACACCAUGGAUCUAUGAUGGACCAUAUCAAGGUAAAUAGUUUACGAAGUUGACCUGCAAUCUUUGCCCUGAUAUGGAGCCAGCGUCACAGUGCUAGCACUUUGCUAGCUUCAGAAUGGACUGGUCCUAGUGAUCGGCCUCUUGAUACCAAAUGUUUGUUCGUGUGUUAAGGGACCUUGAUGGUUUAGCCGUGAUAAUCUCUAUAGUCCUUGGUUCAUAUCUCAGGAUAAAUGCACUUUGGUACCAGGAGUUUCUUUUUAAGGCUGUCUGUGGCUGUAUAUAGCACUGUACAUUCAAACACCUGGAGGGGACUCAGAUACCAACAUGACACAUCCAGACCAAAAUAUGUUGGUUUUUAUCUUAUCUUCCUUCUCCCCUCCUCACUUUCCCUCUCAUCUCUUUUAAGAGCUCCACUUUGAUUCUUUUAUGUGAGGCAUUUAACCUGUUAGUGUUUAUAUUGUGUAUAGAUAAAAGCCACUUAAGGGGUGGAAAAAUCACAGCAGUUUUUAAGUCGAAUGUAACGUCAGACAAGGAUAUUCAUCUCAGCUGAGCUAAUGGAUUUUUACAGACAUCUAUUUUUAAAAAGAAGCAGAUUUUACUCCCUCCUCUGUUUCCUGUCUUCUCGGGUCUCUAGGUGUUACUGGCUCCACGCAAGAAAUCAGAUUUUGCUGUUUGGGUCGUCCAGCCUUGGCCUUGUUGCAGUGUUUCAACACAGAAUAAAAGCAGGGGAUGUUUGCCUGAUACAGUAAGGUUGAGCACAUUAAAGUCUUGAUUUUAGCUCUGAUUUUCCCCAGUGUCAAAAUGUAUACAAAGUACUGUUCAUAGUCAUAGAGUAUUUAUGCCACAGAACUGGAGCUAGACGUUUUUUGAAGAAUUCGUGGGGAGUUCUUUUCCUGUCCUUGCAAGGAGAGAAGAGCGGAGACAAAGUUAUGCUCAGCACGGCAACGCUAGCAGGCAACUUACUUCUGGUCUAGCUGCUUUUUAAACCCCAGCUCUCCACAAGUGAUAGCCCUGUAUUAGGCGUUAGUGGUUGCUGUGAUAGUUAGUUCACUCUUUAGGGAACCAGCGUUACCAGUGGCUUAAGGUUUCAGCACCCGCGUUUCCACUUCUUUCAGAGCGUGCCUGUGUUCGCUGUGCAAGUUUCCAUGUAUAUCAAGUAGAAAGGUGUGAAUAAGUUGUGUAUGUAAACAAGUGGUCAGCCCGUGCAGCCGUCAUACAUUUUCUGCAUGCCUGUGUGUAAGUGUGGGUGGGGUGGGGUGGGGUUGGCGGGUGGGGGGGGAGCUUGCUCGUGUUCAGCCGUGUGGCAUCACUCCCAUCACAGCAGGAAACAGGAACAGAAAUCGUUCGUUCUCAGGGUACAGUUGGUCUUUUAAAAAACAAAAGGAGGAGAAUGGAAAGUAACGAUGCUCAGGCCUCUAGCUCUCUCACGUGAAUAUUAUGAGUCACUGGAUCUGUUUUCCUCCAUUGAUGUGUUCUAAGCUGCCAAAGACCACAGUGGAACAAACUUAACCCAGACACAAAUCUAUCUGAAGUGCCCACAUACACACACACUCACACACACUCACACACACACACUGGCUGGGGACUGUUCCAGUAUUCCUUUUCUGCUCUACACCUCCUUUUAACACUUUCUGUUCUCUCCUUCUCCGAGUAUCUUCCACUGAACUCUCGUCGACUAAUAUUCUCUUCGUGUGUCCACGCCCUGCCCCUCGCUAUGCUUCGAACCAUUCUGUACCAGACCGGGUUAAAUGUCAGCAGUCUUGUCCUGUGGUUGGAGUGAAAACAGACCAAAGCAGACCUGUAAGCAAAGGUUUGGCCCAUCUUGUGUUUGUGGCUGCACCCUGUGUUAAGAAAAAUAAGAAUAUUUGUUUUGGAAGGCAUUAUUGGAUGUUUAUAUUCAACAUGACACUUAUAGGUUAGCAGCAUUGUUGCACGACUUGUACAGUGUGGCCAAAUACUUACCUCUGAAUGGCACUCAGGGUCCACAGUGCAUGUUGCCAGGCCUGUCCAGUCCAGUCCAGUCCAGUCCAGUGUGGUGCAGUUCUUCAUUGUGACAGAGGUUUAAGCAGAGAGGUCUGGAGUCGGACCACUCGUGACCAUACUCUUACUUCUUUCUCUUUCCUGUCCAGCACUUGUUACACUGUGAGGAGUGAGUGAAUGUAAAACUAAAGGCGAACGGGACAAAGCGCUUGGUUCAAUCUCAGAACAAGUCAGGGAUUUAAACACUCCCACAGAUGCUUCCAGAAGUUACAUUCUGACAGGUAGCAGCUUCCCAGCCGGGACGAUGGCCAGUGUGUCUGAUGCGCUGUGUAGUACGGCCCGUAAGCCAAGGUCAGAUACGAUCGGAAGUGUUUACUUCUGGGCUCUUGGACCUCUAAAGUGAUUCGCUGCUAAAGAUCCGCUAGGAACAGGACAUUCCACACGGGGCGGGGGGUCGCUCAGGCCAUCUGACUAGCAAAAAUUGUAUUACAUGGCUACAGCGUCUGCAUGAAAAUUAGACUCUAUAUACAGAUAUCCUAUAUUUUUUUUACUUUUCGUGGGAUUGAAGACACAGCUAGUACUGACGAGUCACACCAGAACAGCAGCUGGUCUGGGCAGAGGUGAGGUGUGAUACCAUUAAGAAGUGGUCGUGUAGAGUGUGCCGCUCUUUCAAAGGUCAGCUGUGUUUCUAACGGAUGUAUCCGCGAUGCCAUGCUUCAGCAUCCUGAGGCCAUUUCUGGGGCCUUUUGUGUCCGGUACACAAAAAAAAAACCUCACAUCUGAAGACGACAUACUAUGAGUGUGCUAAAUACGAGGGCGUUAGUCACAGCAGUAACAGUAUAUAUUCACUGUGGUUACGCGAGAGUGUAGACUGAAUUUAUUUAUACAACGUGUGCAGACUGAGGUUUGUUCUUGACUAUGCUAUACUGUGUUAACACAGACGGACAGACUGACGCACAGCAGGCGGGGCCUUAUUUUCAAUCAGUCCUGCCACACAAAUCACAGGUCUGAAGGCUCUAGACAUGAGAGGAGGUGUCAGUUAUUCAGGAGACCAUUACCAGCAGUUACUGUAUAUUUAAGUGGUUGUAAUCAUUUCAACCUGCCCUUUGACCUUUCUAUUUUUUUUUCUGUUUUGCUUUGAGUUUUUUUCUUAUUACGUGCAUUCAUAGAGUGUUCUCAGAAAAUAGCAGGGCCUGAUGAGUAAUAGAAUCCACAGAGCUGGCCUCUAACGCAGUCCAUCUGAGUCCGCUGCCAGUGGCCGUGUAUUUAACUCUGUUGUGAUUGCAGAACUGUAAAGAUAUGGAGAUUUGUUUGCAUGAUGGUAUGUGGCCAUAUACAAAGAACUGGGGUUGGAGACUUGGCCAAUACCGGUACCACUGACGUAGACGGGAGCGAGUGUGUCUUAUUUUAGUACCAAAGCAGCAGACUGUCAGGUCUGCAUCGGUCUAAACAUGGAGCCUCGAGCAGACACUCAUCAGACUUACUUUCAUAUCCACUUUGAUCAUUGCUCAGACUCAAUGCCAACUGGAGUGUCUAUAACUACCAGGAUGUUUGCAAUGUGCAAAAGAAUCCUAAAACUAGAUGUAGAGAAAUGGUAGUAAGAUGGUUCUGGGCCUAAAGCCUUCUCCAAAAGACAUUAAGGAAUGGCUUAAUGUUUCUGCAGAGACAGGGUUUCCUCAUUACAAUCUUCUGUUCGUUUUGGGGUUAUUAUUAUUAUCAUUAUUUUUUUAUUUAAAUGCUUCGACCACAAACUACUACCAGUAAAUGCAAAACUGAAUAGCCUCUCAGAGCGCUGCACUCACGUGAGAAUGUGGCAAAUCUGAUUAACAUCCUGAUAUCUUUCAGUAAGAGAAAAACACUGGAUGUGCAUUGCACUGGUAUGAAAUCAGUCCUGCCUAUUAGAUAUUUGUAUGAGGCUAGAUUCUCAGUGAAAAGGAGGCUCACACUGAGAGGAAGUUUGGGUUCUCCAGUUCUCAGCUUCAGACUUUGCUGACACUAAAACGGUUUCCUUGCCAGUAUAUGAUGAUGAUGAUGAUGAUGAUGAUGAUCUCAGCAUCUGUGAGAUAUUAAGGGUAUAGUCACAGACUAGCUACUGUCAAAAUCACUCUGAUCUUAUAACCUGGCAAGUUGUGUCAGCAGCUCUGGUGCAUUAGUGAUAUUCUUGCAGCGCCGGGUUAUAAUCAAAGAACUGAUGGAUAUUCAUGGUUAGUGUCAGCCAGCAGUCUUCAUUUAGGGUUCAGCUACUGUGGUUCUGAUGUGUCUGGCUGGUAAACAAAGUCUUUCUUGUCAAGUUUGGAGAGCCAAACCUCCUAAUUAGCCAGGCAGGCAGGCCUGCUGCCCGGUCCAGCCUCACAACUAUGCAAGAGGAAUGCAUAUAAUCCACACUCACUUAAUUUGUUUUUUCCUUUUUGUUUCAGUUUUUAUAUUUUCUUUUUCUCACUAUCACGCAGUAGAAAUGAAGAUGUAAACUAAUAAGAAUUUGCAAUGACAAUACUUGGCCUUAUGAUGAUUUAUGAAAUCUUAUCAUUUAAUUUUAAGAUCUUUUGAUUCUGGUCAGCCAGCCCAGCGACAGCAGCGGUGACGGCGGGCUCACUCUUGGUCUCUGUGAGACUGGCUAGACGGCCCCAGUUUUAUCGUGGUACGAAUGUUGUGCAUUUGUUUAAAAUCAGGACAGUUUGCAAUAACAGCAGUCUUACUAGUGGCCACAAAGGGGCACAAGCAGUGCUGACAGCGCCCGGCUGCGUCUUUAGAAAACCAUAGAGGAAGAAAUAUAAACUAUAUAAAUAGAUAUAUAAAGUCACACAGUGGAUAUUUGUAUAGGUUUCAACAAUGCAUUACCAUGGUGUACUCUUAUGCAACACAUGUCCGGGUUCAAUUUAUGAACAUGAAGUAUAUUAUGAAAUCACACAGACUUUGUAAAUCAGAAGCUAUGUUGUUGUAUGUUUUUUGCAGAAAUGGUUUUACCAUCGUUGUUGUUGAAUAUUCUGAGCAUAAAGUUCCUGUGUGAUUCUGUUUGUUAAAGUGAGCACAUAGCACUGGGUUCUUGGUUUUCCUGAAAGCACGGAACCAGACUUGAUCCAAAACACAGCCUCGUUUACAUUGGGGAAGCUUCCUAGAACUUUAUUCUGUGCAGAGGUUUUAAAAUCAGUCUGCAUUCUAACUCGCCUGAAUUCCAGCUUUCACACAGAACAAGGUGUGGUUAAUAAUUUGUCCGACAAAGGUUUGGUUGCUCUGAAACCUGGAUUAUGUUUUGUUUUGACAGAGAGUUCCACCCUGUCAAAUUCCCACUAAUGUGGGGAAAUAAACGUAUCUCAGUUGAGGACCUGACUAACCCUUGAUGAAUUUUAAGUCUGAAAUCCUACAAACCAGUUAUUUGGAAUCUUCCCAGCUGUGUUUUGGAUUAAUCUGCAGGGAAAGAGAAUCCUCUCCACCUAAGAGGACCCAUUUUAUCAUUGAGAACAGUGUUGAUCCAUGGCUGUGUUGUGGAGAAAAGGGAGGGUGCAUUACAAACCUCAAUGUAAAACCUCUUAGCUGACAGAUUGCGUACACUUGAGGGGUCAACCUGCCGAAUGUUGAUUUGAAUAAAUGUUGAAUGAAUGCUUCUCUUCUUUUAGUCAGUGAAUAAAAAAACAUUAAAAAGUCA